AUGACUGAAUCCAGCCAGUCAGACCCCGCUCAAUCUAUUCCCUCUGCAAAAGACAGCGAUGAGCACCAACAACGGAGAACAGGACCUGGCGCCUCCCAGAUCCUCAAAUCCCCUAGAGAGUACGAUGGGAUAACCCGGUCUCCAGAGGUUCUAGCCGCCUUUGUGUCUCUGAGCUCAUUUUCGAUUUCGAUUGUGAUCCUCCACCACUACGAUGGUGUCUCGGCUACGGCAUGGCCAUUCGGCGCGUUGACACUCAACAGUCUGGUGGCCGUACUUACCACAGCGACUUGCGCGGCGCCGCUGGCCCUGUUAUCCAGUGCCCUUAGCCAAGGGAAAUGGCUUUGGUUUACUGAGAAUAACAAAAGGCGCCGGCUUGCUAUUCUUUGGAAGGACUCGGUGAUCGUCUUGGUUAUGAGCCACCUUGACACCACUCCCGAGCAUGAGAUCGCCUCGCUAAGGAACUCCGGUCAGUUGCUGCACAUAUCGGAAGAAAUACGCUUCGCACUAGAGCGGAAUGAAGGACCUCUUGUAUUUUUCGAGAAGCGAAAUUGA
Aspergillus brunneoviolaceus CBS 621.78 is the source of this 552-nucleotide messenger RNA. RefSeq names its product DUF3176 domain-containing protein. Bases 1 to 552 code for a protein of 183 amino acids. The transcript has a single exon. Lineage: Eukaryota; Fungi; Ascomycota; Eurotiomycetes; Eurotiales; Aspergillaceae. The record is from RefSeq and is a predicted model, not a curated record.